Messenger RNA from Daktulosphaira vitifoliae (grape phylloxera), 1939 nucleotides. RefSeq lists its product as uncharacterized. Bases 131 to 1552 code for a protein of 473 amino acids. The record is from RefSeq and is a predicted model, not a curated record. Lineage: Eukaryota; Metazoa; Arthropoda; Insecta; Hemiptera; Phylloxeridae. The transcript is spliced from 6 exons.
UACAUCCGCACAGUUUCACGCACAGUGUCCGCAUCCGACGCCUCUCGCGUUACGUCGUAUUCGAUAUAACCCGCACUCAUACGUACAUAUUUCUACCCUUCAUCGAUUUCACCGUUUUCCACAGAACAUCAUGACCGUUUCCCGAACACUUUGGGCGAUGGCCAUCGUCACCUUCGUAAUAGUCACGGUCGCUGGCGCCCAAGUUCGGUCGCCGUCAAGUUUAAUAUACGAGUUGGCUGACUUGGCGUUCUCCCGACUGUUGGCCCAUAAUUGUUACGAAGCGUACGACCCGGAAAAGUGCAACGAGCUUACCGACUUAUCGGCUAAAGACGUGCGCUUAUACUUCGGUGGCCUACUGCCCAACGACACCGUGAUGGCUGUGCUUCCGGAUGGAGAUGCUCAGCUUAACGGAAAAUCGCACGAUGCUUUCCUAGUACUCGAUCCAUUCCCUGCAUACAAGUUCGGUCAUCCCAUGUUCAUGUUUUACGUGGACACCAGUGUACCUCUCCGGAAGUGCGAAGAUACUGAAGGCAUCUACUCCACACUUGGUGAUAACACGACGGUGUGCGUGCAGAUGGUCCGAAGCCGGUGGUGUAACGAAAGGCCAAUGACAUCGUCGUGGGACUGUCAGGUGAAGUUUUUACCUCUAGUGGUACCCACGCGGAGCAACCGCCGCCAAGCCGAUAAUGUGCUCAGUUGUGUAGACCACAAGGACACGUUCCUGAUGAACUGUCCGCGACUCCGUGACGACGGCGCCGAGUUGUCUGAUGAAUGCAAUCACCUGAAAACCAACACAAGAGGCUGCGACAAAGGCAACUACAAAUGUUCAACACACAAACCCACUAACCAGGCUGUGAUGUUAUUUGGCGGUUGGAAUAGAAACACUGCCGAUUUUGUUUCCAUGUAUGAUUUGACAUCGCUCAGGGACAAAUUGGUCUCGUGGGGUUUUUCUGUAAACAACAUUCGAACAUUUUUCGCUAACGGCAUGGGCACCGGAAUCGACGACGACGGCACCGAACAUUCGACUUCCAUUAGCAAUGUAGAACCAGCUACUAAGUUGAACAUUCGGAGAUAUGUCAAAGGCAUUUGUUCGACGCCCAGGUGUGCUGAUACGUUUUUCUUGUAUUUGUCAAGUCCUACCAAAAGGGAUGGAAACACAUUACUUUGGGAUUCCAACGGAAACGGAAUUGCUGAAAGCGACGAAGUGUAUUCUUCCAAAGAGUUCAUACAUGAUUUAUCUCAUUGUUCAGCUCGCCGUGUAGUUGUAUUCGUCGACCAAAGUUACAGUGGUAUGUUAGCUCUUCAUGCGCAAUUUUCCAGGAGACGGAUAGAAAAUGUAAUGAUCAUUCCAACCACAAGAAUGGAUGACUGGACGCCAAGACAUAGUUUUAACGCAUAUAUGAGGGAAGGUAGCCGUAUGGCUUGUCUAUCUGAAUAUAUCAAGCCGUUCGAAGAAUCUCAAAUCAUGCCACCAGUGUUCACUGGUAUGUUUAUGGAGCAGGAGAUGAGAAAUAUAACAAUAUCAGGUGUCAGGCCUUGUGUGCAACGAUGAAACCACGUUGAUUUCGAUAUUAAACUGCCCAUUUACAUUAUUAUUAAAUAUUAUUUAGUAGGCAUACAUUGAAUGUGGAGCAAUAAAAAAUGAAUUGUUGUUUUAUUUAUGUAUUUUUUUUUUUAAGUAUUUAUACAUGUUUUGUGUCGUAAGAACAACAAAAGAAAUUCUUAUAUUUGUUAUUCAUUGAUUGAACAUGAUUAUUAAUUGUAUAUACAUUAUACAUUAUACAAUUUGUAUUGUAUAAUAAUGUAAUUAUAUUCUGUUUUUGCUAUCGAUUUAACUACUUGUAAAAAUCAUUUUUAAUAUUUAUUUAUUUAUUAUAAUGUUAAAUUGUUUAAGUUAUUUAUACGUAUGUAUUUUUUUUACAAAGUAGUUAAUCAAUUA